AAACUCACCACUCCCUCUUCUUCAUCAACAACCAUUCAACCUUCUUUUCUCCUCUUCCUCACACCAACCAUGUCUUCAAUGGCCAUAGUACCCACCUUGCUCUUCCUUUUCUUCACUUUCUCACAUGUUACGGCCAUGUCCGUCGUCAAUUACUCCGAAAACGAGGUGAUGGACAUGUACGAGAAGUGGUUGGUGAAGCACCGAAAGGUGUACAAUGGGUUGGGAGAGAAGGAUAAGAGGUUUGAAGUGUUCAAGGAGAACUUGGGAUUCAUACAAGAGCACAACGCUCAGAACAACACAUACACUCUUGGGUUGAACAAGUUUGCUGAUAUCACCAACGAGGAAUACCGUGCCAUGUAUUUGGGCACCAGAACUGAUGCCAAACGCAGGGUCAUGAAAACCCAGAGGACCGGUCACCGGUAUGCUUACAACUCCGGUGACAAGUUGCCGGUGUUCGUCGAUUGGAGGUUGAAAGGUGCAGUUGCUCCGAUCAAAGAUCAGGGAAGUUGUGGAAGUUGUUGGGCGUUCUCAACAGUGGCUUCUGUGGAAGCUAUAAAUAACAUAGUGACAGGGAAGUUUGUGUCACUGUCAGAACAAGAGCUUGUGGACUGUGACAGAGAGUAUAACGAAGGAUGCAAUGGUGGCCUCAUGGACUACGCAUUCCAAUUCAUCAUUAAAAAUGGUGGCAUAGACACAGAAGAAGAUUAUCCAUACAAGGGCCAUGAUGGAACUUGUGAUCCAACUAAGAAAAAGGCCAAGGUAGUGCAAAUCGAUGAUUACGAGGAUGUUCCAGCAUAUGACGAGAAUGCCUUAAAGAAAGCUGUUUCUCAUCAACCCAUAAGCGUUGCAAUUGAAGCCUCUGGCAGGGCUUUGCAACUUUAUCAGUCUGGUGUGUUUACUGGUAAAUGUGGAACAAAUUUAGAUCAUGGUGUGGUGGUUGUUGGAUAUGGGACUGAAAACGGUGUUGAUUACUGGCUGGUGAGGAAUUCAUGGGGCACUGGGUGGGGUGAAGAUGGGUAUUUCAAGAUGGAGCGCAACGUGAGAAGGAGCUCCACAGGGAAGUGUGGAAUUGCAAUGGAAGCUUCGUACCCUGUUAAGUAUGGUCUAAACUCUGCAGUUCCUAGUUCAGGUUAUGAAAGCAAUGAGGUCUCUAUCAGCAGUGCUUGAACUAACUCAUCAUUAUUGUGGAAUUGGAUCCUUUGAAGAGGAACAAGUUCUAAAGUUGCAACAAAAGUGAUGUUUCUGUUAUCUUUAUAUGCUGCUAUUGGAAAUGCCUGUUGGGGCUAUUCUUGUACAUAGAUUUCUUCAGGUUAAAACUCAACCUGAUUAUCAAUUUGUACUGGUUUUCACUUGUUAUUCCAUUUGAAUGUUUAAUCUGAAAUCCUUAAUGAUAUUAAUGUUCUAGUUA
Molecule: messenger RNA, 1408 nt
Organism: Vigna unguiculata (cowpea)
Lineage: Eukaryota; Viridiplantae; Streptophyta; Magnoliopsida; Fabales; Fabaceae
Product: cysteine proteinase mucunain-like
Biological process (GO): proteolysis
Molecular function (GO): cysteine-type peptidase activity
Source: RefSeq, a predicted model, not a curated record